This is a messenger RNA of Malurus melanocephalus (red-backed fairy wren), 3206 nucleotides long. It is a transcript of the gene WSCD2, whose product is annotated as WSC domain containing 2. The record is from RefSeq and is a predicted model, not a curated record. The coding region runs from base 75 to 1766 and encodes 563 amino acids. The transcript is spliced from 8 exons. Lineage: Eukaryota; Metazoa; Chordata; Aves; Passeriformes; Maluridae.
CGGCUCGGAGCAUCCCUGGAGCCGCAGAGCAGCUUCCCCGCGGCGCCGGCUGCCGGGGAAGGGAUGAAGACGCUAUGGCCAAGCUUUUGCUAAAACUCCAGCGGUAUUUUCGGCGCAAACCCGUGCGUUUCUUCACUCUGCUGGCCCUCUACCUGGCGGCCGGCAGUUUGGUUUUCCUGCAUUCCGGUUUUUCCGGGGAGCCCACGGUGCCGGGGAGCCCUCGCAGCCCCGCGGCCGCCGAGGGGCCGGGGCUGCCCUACCUGGGGGUGAUGCAGCUCAGCCGCGGCUUCAAGGCUGCGGCGACAAUGCCGGCGGGGGCCCGGCGCCACGGCCCCUGGUUCAAAAGCACCUCCAAGGAGCCGUCGGAGCGGGGAAAAUCCCGGGAUAACGGCGGCCCCCGGAGCCGGGCGAUCAGGGGCAGGAGCGGCCGCGAGAAGGAGGAGGACAGAGCCCGGUACAUCGGCUGCUACGAGGACAACACCCGGCAGAGGACCCUGCGCGGGAUGUCCUUCUUCGACUACAAGAAGAUGACGGUGUUCCGUUGCCAGGACAACUGUGCNNGCAGGGGAUACCUGUACGCUGGGCUGGAAUUCGGGGCCGAGUGCUACUGCGGGCACAAGAUCCAGGCGUCCAACGCCAGCGAAUCCGAGUGCAACAUGGAAUGCAAGGGCGAGCGCAGCAACACCUGCGGCGGCAUCAACCGCCUCUCCAUCUACCGCCUGGAGCUGGCCCAGGAAUCCGCCCGCAGGUACGGAAGCGCGAUAUUCCGGGGGUGCUUCCGCCGGCCAGAAAACGUCUCCAUCGCCCUGCCCGCCAGCCAGCUCAUGCUCAACAUGUCCGUGGAUAAAUGUGUGGAUUUCUGCACAGAAAAGGAAUUCCCGCUGGCAGCGCUGGCGGGCACCACGUGCCGCUGCGGCUUUCCCAGCACGCUGUUCCCGCUGCACGAGCGCGAGGACGAGCAGCUCUGCGCCCACAAAUGCGCCGCCGAGGAGUUCGAGAGCUGCGGCUCCGACGAGUUCCUGCUCGUCUACCAGACCCAAGUGCAGGACAACCGCUGCAUGGACAGGAGGUUCCUCCCCAGCCGGGCCAAGCAGUUGGUGGCCCUGGCCAGUUUCCCUGGAGCCGGGAACACGUGGGCCCGGCACCUGAUCGAGUUGGCCACCGGCUUCUACACCGGCAGCUACUACUUCGACGGGUCCCUCUACAACAAAGGAUUCAAGGGYGAGCGGGAUCACUGGAGGAGCGGGAGGACCAUUUGCAUCAAGACCCACGAGAGUGGGCAGAAGGAGAUCGAAUCCUUCGACUCGGCCAUCCUGCUCAUCCGCAACCCCUACAAGGCCCUGAUGGCCGAGUUCAACCGCAAAUACGGGGGACACAUCGGCUUCGCCGCCCACGCCCACUGGAAGGGCAAAGAGUGGCCGGAGUUUGUGGCCAACUACGCUCCGUGGUGGGCAACGCACACGCUGGACUGGCUGCGCUACGGCAAGAAGGUGCUGGUGGUGCACUUCGAGGACCUCAAACGGGACCUGUUCGUGCAGCUGCAGAGGAUGGUGGGGCUGCUGGGCGUGCCAGCCUGCGAGGACAGGCUGCUGUGCGUGGAGGGACAGAAGGACGGCAACUUCAAGCGCUCGGGGCUGCGGAAACUGGAGUACGACCCCUACACGCCCGAGAUGAGGAAAGCCAUCAGYGGCUACAUCCGAACCGUGGACGCCGCGCUCAAGCUGCGCAACCUCUCGGGGGUUCCUGAGGAUUAUUACCCCAGAUGAUGGUGAUCUUGGUGGCCUGGGGGUGGCCCGGUGCUCCCUGGCCUCUGCCUAAUUCCACCCAGUGGGUGGCUCCUCUUUUAACCCCCCUUGUGCCGCUGUCGUAGCUGUCGCUCGCUCCCUGCAUGAGCCGCCAAAGGUCCCCCCGGCCACCGCUGAGCUUCUCUGCCGACCCCGGCACGGGGACAUGGGUGCCUUCGCUGCCCUGGGGUCCCUGCUCUCCUUCUGGCCCUCCUGGGAAGGGCGAUGGGAUGUUUGGGGUCCCCUCGUGCUGUCCUGGGGAUGCCACACCCGACUCACCCAGAGCUGAGCUCCCUGGGGUGCGUGUCCCAAAAAUCCCAGCCCGGGAAGGAUUCCCCAUGUCCUGGGAUGGAAUCUUCAUCCUUCCCAGGGGAGGGAGGAUGGACUGAGGGGGUGGCACCAUGUGGGUGAUGCUCCCAUGGAUCCACCUGAGGUUAUGGGAUGGGGAAGGCUGUGCUGUGCUGUGCCCCCACACAAGGCGGCUGCGGCCCCUUGAGCCAUCCCGUGGCUCCCUGAAAAUUCCCUGGAAUUCCUCAGCCACAGCACUGGGAAAAAUUGCUGCUCCAGCCCCUGGGAGAUCCCCACCAGGGUGGCUGCAGGUGGAAGCUGCCCUUCCCUGUGGAUUCUGCUCCAGUGGGGGAUGUUUUCCCUGGACAGAGGAGCUGUCAGGACCCACAAGCUCAUCCAGGCCUCAUGAGCCAGAACAGCCCCCAGGAGCAUUUUGGGGGUGCCAGAAGCAGUUUUUGGGGUCAGAAACGGAGUCCACCCUCUGAUCCAGCAGCACCCAACCCCGCCAUGGGGAGCAAACCCCGGGGCUGAGCUUUGGGGUGUCCCAAAGCCAAACCAAAGGAUCCCACACGCCGGGAACGUGCCGAUUUCCAGGCUGGCUUCACGCACAGCUGCAUGUGGUCCCUGGCUGUCCCCUCAUCCCACGCCACCCUCCCCAUCCUGGCUUUGCCCUCAGUGAGCUCCCCAAAGCUCCCCAAMGCCCUGCCAGACCCCCUUGGAUGUAGGUGCAAAAGCCAUAAAUCGUGCGCAGCCUUUUCUAGAGUUAGCGAUUCACCAAACGGCUUUUACCGCUCAAUCCCGAUAGAAACGCGGGCACAGGUCGAACCCAGAGACCUCUCUCGGUCUCUGUUCCAAGAGAGAAGAAAAUCCCCAGAGUAAAAAAAAAAAAAAAAAAGGAGAAUUUCAAUAAAAAUCUAUUUUUCUAACGUGCGUGCGGAGCAGAGCUGGGCUGGGGGGGCUCCUGCUCUCCUGGUUUUUUGGGAGAGUGGGUUUUUUUUGGGAUUGAGGGCGGCAGGAAUGGAGCUGAGCCUGUGUUCCUUUUCUCACUGGGUUGUCUACCUCAGACAGAAUGAACUCUCAGGGCAUCCCAGCUAUUAAAGGAGGGGUUUUGUUGCUGUUCCACCUCCCCCGUGU